GUAGUGUUCGCAUUUCAAUAAUAACUUUCAAUAUUACUUUACUAUUUUGUCAUUAUAUGUACUAAGAGCAAUGUUGUUCAUUAUUGUUGCAUUGAUUGCGUGUUUCGCAUAUAUGGUAGUAAAUUAUUUCAUUCAAAAAUGGUUUCUUGUCCAAACGGUGAUGAAAACUUUACCUGGUCCAGUCCGACUGCCACUUAUCGGUACUUCAUAUAUCUUUCUACAACAAAAAUCUGAAGAUUUUCUAAAUAUUCUCAUGCGGAUCUGCAAAAAAUACUCAUCUCCAUUUCAAUUAUGGAUGGGUCCUCAACUAACCAUCGUCAUAUAUGAACCAAAUGAAGUAAAGAGAGAGAAGCGGAACUGAAAGAGAUGAUGAAGAGAUUCAGAAAAUACUUAGAGAAGAAGGAGCUGAGCCUAAGCGCAGACAAAUCGAAAGUAUUGGUUUUCGAAAACGGAAGAGGAAGAAGAAAGAAGAGAGAAUGGAAAUGGAAAGAAGAAAACAUAGAGGAAGUUAAGGAGAUAAGAUAUCUUGGCUACACGCUACAAAAAAACGGAGGCGCGGAGAAACAUACAAGGGAAAGACUACGAAGAGCAACAAUAGCAAUGAAAAGGACAUGGAGCAUAGGAGAAAGAAUAUUCAAAGAAGACUUCAGAAGAAGAAUAAAAAUGUUUGAAGCACUAGUAGGAAGCGUGACCCUAUACGGGGCAGAAGUAUGGGGCUGGAGAGACGAAAAAACAUUAGACGGAAUAAAAAGGAAAUAUGCAAAAUGGAUACUAAAUCUGGACAGAGGAACACCGAACUAUAUACUGCUGGAGGAGACAAAAAUGGAAGAGAUCAGAAUACAGGCGAUCAAAAGAGCACUCAGAUAUGAAGAAAAAGCGAGACAAUCAGCUGUUAUAUUAUUAACACCACAUAUCAUCAUAUGAUGUUAUACGAAUAACCUUUGAAAACUAAAAACGGUAUUUACGUCAUGCGUGAUCUAUGCCGCAGAAAUCAGAAAAAAUAAAAGUAAAAGCAAUUUGCUUUCAACCAUUCUGUUAUGUGCUUUUAUAUUACAUAUACGAUCGUUACAUUACUUACUAUACAUGGAGAAAUCGAUUUAGCUCACGAUAUUUUUGUUAAUAUUAACAAUAAAAACAUCAUUGAAAUCACAAUAUAAUACUAAUAUAGCAUAGAAGCAAAUAACAGGACAAUUAAGAACAACUUUAUUUCUAUUUUUUCUGAUUUUUGCGACAUAAAACAGUCACCGUGCGACGUAAAUACCGAAUUUAGUUUUGAAAGGUUAUUACAUUAUUAGGGAUUUCGUUUUUUUUAAUUUAAUCUUUACAGGUUCUACAGCCGAUAACACGAUGUCCAUAUUUAAUUUUAUUUUAUCUAUUUCAAUGGUUUCAUUUACUUUAAAUAUGAAACUUCGUAUCAACGUUGCUAGAAUAGCUUACAUAGACAUCAUUCCAUAUUUCAUACCUGCAAGUUUUUCAAUUAUAUGUAAAUCAAUUUUAUUAUAAUACAUAAUAAUUUAUUUAUGUUUACCUAUGCAAUUUCUUGGCCCGUCGCUAAAAGGAGCAAAAUAAAACAAAUGAUAAUUUUUUAUAUUUUCCGGAAGAAAUCUAUCCGGAUCAAACACCAAUGGAUUCGGCCAGUACUUUUUAUUUCGAUGCAUUUGAAUAAAUGAGAUAAGAAUAUCAGUAUGUUUUGGUAAAACAUACUGAUAUUCUUAUCUCAUUUAUUCAAAUGCAUCGAAAUAAAAAGUAUUGGCCGAAUCCAUUGGUGUUUGAUCCGGAUAGAUUUCUCCUAAAACAUAUCUCCUAAAACAUUUUUAAAAAUAAUAUCCAGAUAUAAACUUUGCAAAGAAAAGUAUGAUAGAAACGUAGCAAUCUUCUUAUUAAAAUAAAAUUAAGAUAAAAUAAAAAUUAAUAUUCUGAUAGGCAUAUUAUUAGAAUAAUAGAAUCAAUACCAGUAUAUUAAUUAAAAUAAAUAAAUUUCUAUGUAAAUAUGUAUUUAUUGUUAACCUUUUUUGAAAUUUUUGUCGUAAUAAAAUAUGAACAAAUUAAGAUUUUUGAAUCUUAAUUUGUUCAUGUUUUAUUAUGACAAAUUAAUAAAUUUCAAGAAAAAUUAACAAUUAAUAUAUCCUCAUUUAUAAAAAUUAGUAAACCUAUUUUGAAGUCUUCCGUCACUUGUCGUGCGAUAAUAGGAACAGUAGGAAAAAUUCUCAAAGUUUCCUUAAUAACACGUUCCAAAUAGUUCAUAUGUUGUAGAUCCUCAUAUUUAACCGGUGCUGCCUUUGGAGUUUGUGUACCAUAAAUUUCCAACAACUCUUUGUAUACUUUUUCCUAUUAUAAAGUUAAAUAAAGUAAAUAUGUACAUAAUAAUACAA
Messenger RNA from Solenopsis invicta (red fire ant), 2372 nucleotides. RefSeq lists its product as uncharacterized. The transcript has 3 exons. NCBI's taxonomy places the organism in Eukaryota, Metazoa, Arthropoda, Insecta, Hymenoptera, Formicidae. The coding region runs from base 367 to 924 and encodes 185 amino acids. The record is from RefSeq and is a predicted model, not a curated record.